AUUCCCUCAUCCUUUUUUUGACGCAACCAAGAUGUACACUAUUGGAUAUCAAGAGCAUUGUUGAGUCUUUUAUCAAAGGAUAAAGAUCGACUAGAUACAGGGCCUUUUUUCUUUUUCCCUGUUUUAGUCAUUAGCGUUAAGCAAUGGCAGAAUCAUCAGACAAUCACUAUGGCCCUGCUGCGGAGAGUAGUAGUUCAGGGGAAGUUGACGUGGACCAUGAAGUGGAAAUUGUUGAAGAAAAUGGAAAAGCUAGCAGCAAUGUAAAUGCAUCACCCCGGUACAAGGAUAGCAUUGGCGAUCAUUCUUUGAGUUCCGCAGGAUCCACUGCCAAGAAUUUGCCUGGGCAGAAUCUUGCAUCUAUUGGAGACUCAGCAGUGGAAAAUGUUAACCCUACUUCCGGUCAACUUAGCCGAGCUACAAAGCUUGGAAAGAAUAAUGGUCUUGGAUUUUUGGCCUUGAAGCUUUUUGAUGAAAGAUUUCCACUAAAGAAAAAGCUCAAGUUGCUGAACCGAUUUGCAUCUGUUCAAGAUGAUGGAACCGUGCAAUUUGAAGUUCCUGGAAACGUUAAACCCCAAGCUCUUGAUUUAGGUACUGGAGUUAUGUAUGAUGGAUCUAGAGUGGAAGAAUCUACCGGUGCAGGAGAUAUACAAGACCUACCUCCAUUGCAAAUUGUUAUGCUUAUAGUUGGGACACGUGGAGAUGUACAACCCUUUGUUGCCAUUGGGAAACGUUUACAGGAGGAUGGCCAUAGAGUGAGACUAGCAAGCCAUUCUAAUUUUAAAGAGUUUGUUUUGGCUGCUGGAUUGGAGUUUUACCCUCUUGGUGGAGAUCCAAAAGUUCUUGCUGGUUACAUGGUGAAGAACAAAGGAUUCUUGCCUUCUGGGCCUUCUGAAAUUCAUAUUCAGCGAAAUCAAAUUAAAGAAAUUAUAUUCUCUUUACUUCCUGCAUGCAUGGAUCAUGAUCCAGAAACAAAAGUUCCAUUCAAUCCAGAUGCUAUAAUUGCAAAUCCCCCUGCUUACGGACAUACGCAUGUUGCAGAGGCACUAAAAGUACCACUUCAUAUAAUUUUCACAAUGCCUUGGACGCCAACUAGUGAGUUUCCACAUCCUCUAUCUCGUGUGAAGCAAUCAGUUGGAUAUAGACUAUCAUAUCAGGUUGUUGAUGGACUAAUAUGGCUUGGGAUACGGGAUGUGAUAAAUGAUUUUAGAAAGAAAAAACUGAAGCUAAGGCCUGUCACAUACUUAAGGGGUUCUUACAGUUCACCGCUUGAUGUGCCUUAUGCAUAUAUUUGGAGUCCAGAUCUCGUCCCAAAACCAAAAGAUUGGGGACCCAAAAUUGAUGUAGUUGGCUUUUGUUUCCUAGACCUUGCAUCAAAUUAUGUUCCACCUGAUUCACUUGUAAAAUGGCUUGACGAUGGUGAAAAGCCUAUUUAUAUUGGCUUUGGCAGUCUUCCUGUACAAGAACCAGAAAAAAUGACUGAGAUAAUUGUUCAAGCUUUGGAAAUGACAGGACAAAGAGGCAUCAUCAACAAAGGCUGGGGUGGUCUUGGAAACUUGAAAGAACCAAAAGACUUCGUGUACUUGUUGGACAAUUGCCCUCAUGAUUGGUUGUUUGUAAGAUGCGCAGCUGUGGUGCAUCAUGGAGGGGCAGGAACAACAGCAGCUGGUCUUAAAGCUGCGUGCCCCACAACUGUUGUACCAUUCUUUGGAGACCAACCAUUUUGGGGAGACCGUGUUCAUGCCAGGGGUGUUGGUCCUGCACCCAUUCCUGUGGAUGAGUUUUCACUUGAAAAGUUAGUUGCUGCAAUCAAUUUCAUGCUGGAUCCAAUGGUUAAACAACGUGCUGUCGAACUAGCAAAGGCAAUGGAAAAUGAGGAUGGGGUAACAGGAGCUGUGAAAGCUUUUUACAAACAUUUCCCUCGUAGGAAAUUGGAGGCCGAGCCUGAGGAACCACGAAAAUCCAAUUUGUUUUCUCUUCGAGGCUGUUUUGGUUACUCGAAGUCCAUCAGAUGAACCUUCAUGAGUCUAAAGGCGGACUAUAUUCUGCUUCAGUUCCUCCUAUAAAUUUUCAGUGAGUGCACUUUGCGGCUUCCAGUCACUUCUAGAUGGAAGUUGAAUGCGGACAGAUUACAUGCACACCGUCAAUGAAGAAAAGAAAGGAAAGCAAGAGAAUGAGAGAGAGAGCAAGUGGGAAAUACCUGGAAGUGAAAUAUUGUAACAUCUUCGCGAUUUUUGGUGCGACUUCAAUAAGUCAAGAAAGUCUUUUAGGUGUAGAGAAUGAAUUGGUUUAUCUGGGUGUACCUCUUUGUAUAUGUAAUGUGUAACAUAUUGAUAUUCGUGAACAGUUCAAACAAUGGAAAUAUUUGGAUACUUGU
Messenger RNA from Coffea eugenioides, 2374 nucleotides. Its product is annotated as sterol 3-beta-glucosyltransferase UGT80A2-like. Gene Ontology annotation, molecular function: UDP-glycosyltransferase activity; hexosyltransferase activity. The transcript is spliced from 14 exons. The record is from RefSeq and is a predicted model, not a curated record. Lineage: Eukaryota; Viridiplantae; Streptophyta; Magnoliopsida; Gentianales; Rubiaceae. The coding region runs from base 144 to 2012 and encodes 622 amino acids. Gene Ontology annotation, biological process: carbohydrate metabolic process.